Molecule: messenger RNA, 798 nt
Organism: Acaulospora morrowiae
Lineage: Eukaryota; Fungi; Glomeromycota; Glomeromycetes; Diversisporales; Acaulosporaceae
Source: the annotation of a GenBank genome assembly
AAAUUCGAGUCUUCUUUAAUCAAAACACCAUCAAACAAUAAUAGUAUUGAAAUAGCAUCUAUUGGCACACAAUCAUCUUAUCCAGAACUUCGAGAUCUAGUGAUUGUUGCCGGGCAUGCGAUAUUUAUAGGAAAUAAUUUUGAUAAAAUAAAUCGUGAUGAAGGAUGGAUAUUAGAAGAGUUUCAGAAAGGGGGGGGACAUGUAAAAACAUUUAUAGAGCAUAUUAGAAAAGGAGUAGAAUUGGUAGUAGAUAAUAAAGAAGCUUUGUUAAUAUUUAGUGGAGGACAAACUAGGCCUUCCGCUGGUCCGAGAAGUGAGGCGCAAAGUUAUUGGGAAAUUGCACGUUCGCUUGAUGUGUUUCCAAAAGACUAUUUGAAUAUUAUCACAGAAGAAUAUGCUCGUGAUUCAUAUGAAAAUUUGGCAUUCUCUAUUUGUCGUUUUCAUGAAUUCACGGGACGCUACCCAAGGAAUAUAACCGUCGUAGGAUUUCAAUUUAAACAAAGAAGAUUUAUCGAGUUACAUCGAGCUGCUUUAAAGUUUCCAAUAGAAAGAUUUAAUUAUGUGGGAAUUGAUCUCGAUGAUAAAGUAUUGUUCGAUAAGGCUUUUUAUCAAUUUCAAGAGGACUUGUACGGAUGUCAUGGAAAACUUCGGCAAAAAAAGCUACACAGGAAUCCAUUUAGGAGGAGUCAUCCUUACAUUCAAAGCUGUCCGAAUAUUUCGCAUUUGUUAAAUUUUUGCCCUAGAAACAGUACUUUAUUAUACCCCAGGAAGUUGCCCUGGGAAACAACCAAGGAAUAA